Brienomyrus brachyistius is the source of this 5049-nucleotide messenger RNA. RefSeq names its product coiled-coil domain containing 85C, a (gene ccdc85ca). Lineage: Eukaryota; Metazoa; Chordata; Actinopteri; Osteoglossiformes; Mormyridae. The transcript is spliced from 7 exons. The record is from RefSeq and is a predicted model, not a curated record. The coding region runs from base 803 to 2014 and encodes 403 amino acids. Gene Ontology annotation, cellular component: apical junction complex.
GAGCACAAAGCGUCCGGCUGCACCUCCAUCUACCUGCACCGUCACUGGGCGCUGGGCUGCACCUCCAUCUACCUGCCCCGUCAUCGUGCGACCGGCUGCUGGAAGCGAGCCUCUGCCGCGGCAGGGGGAAGCACCCAUUUUAACCUGGAGAUUCCGGCUAACAACCGUGUAUUUAAUGAGGGGAAACUUAAGAUCCUCUGCGCUAACCCUCUGUUUGCUUCGGAGCAGUGGCUUAUUUAUACCCGACGGCGAGAUAAUCAGCAGGUAUUUUGAUGUAAAAACAGCCUCAAUAUUCAGUAUACAUUAAGCAUAGAAUGAUCCGGGAAGUAACGUUCUUUUGAAUUGAUAAGGAUUGGAAAUGCCUUUACUGCAUGUUAUUCACUAAUGUGCUGAGCGAGGAGCCGCGGAGAGCGACAGCCACCGGGACUGACCGAUCGUUUUUACCACCGCUGGCCGUGUGUUGAAGGAGCAUCUCCGUCUCACGCUACGGACAUAAACGGGUUACUGACAUAAAUCACAAUAUGUGAUUUAUAUUGACAAGAGGAAACUGGGCGUCACCACAGUCUUUUGCGGUUUAAUCAACAGUUUAGAGGCUUUUUUUUGCCUAUUUAGGUCACCCGAUUUAACGUUUGUAUUUUAUGUUAGACAUUUAUUUCUCCAAAUUGAUGUAUUAAACCAAUAUGCUUUUCGUUCGAAUAUUUCGCUUUUACAAAACUAUUCUAAUGAUACCGUUAAGACUCCAUUAAGUCUGCAUCUGUAGAGUGUACCUAGUUACACUGUGUAUGUGUUUACAGUAGUGAAUAUGGCAAAGAAUGUGGCGGACGAACCGAUGGACGAUUUAAGUAAAGUUCCUGAUGGUGAACUGCUGAAAUGGAGCAAAAAUGACUUGCUUAAGAGACUGAGAAAAGUGGAUCAGGAGAAGAUGAACUUGAUGGUUGAACAUGGCAACAUGAUGAAGGAUGUCAAUCGAAGGCUUCAGGUGCAUCUUCAUGAAAUACGGGGCCUGAAAGAGGUCAACCAAAAACUGCUGGAGGACAACCAGGAGCUGAGGGAGCUGUGCUGCUUCUUAGACGACGACAGGCAAAAGGGCAAGAAGCUGUCCAGAGAGUGGCAGCGGUUUGGCCGCUACACUGCCAGUGUUAUGUGGCAGGAGGUGGGUUUGUACCAGCAAAAGCUGAGGGAACUAGAGGUCAACCAGGAGAUAUUGGUGCAGGAGAACACGGAGCUAAAGGAGAUCAUCGUUAUGCUGGAUGAGCAGCGGAGUGGAGCUGGGUCUAGGAGCUCCAUUGACAGUCAGUCCAGUCUAACGAACCUGAACGGUGGGUCCAGCACUCUCCGAGAUGUCGGGGAUGGAAGCAGCACCUCCAGCACAGGCAGCGUCGGCAGUCCAGACCACCAUCACAACCACGGCCACACGCAGAAAGCGGGGGAACCUAAGGUGGAGAGCAACAGAAGGUCCAUGGAAGAUCUGUAUGCCCCCACCCACCACCGGAGUAUCCCCACUGCUCUUGAUGAUUCAACUUCCAAUUAUGUCAGGCAGCUGGAAACCAAAGUUCGGAUGUUACAGGAUGAUGACAAGCUACUAUCACAGCCACGUAGCCGCUAUAGUUUGCCAAAGAUGCCAACAAAGGGUAGCACAACUGGACUGAGGCCACUGAGGAAAGGUCUACCUCUGUGCCACUCGGAGUCACAGUUAUCCUCCUUGUCCCAGCACCAGGAAGAACCGCAGAAUGGCAGUGCCAGAAUCGCACCCAGCAGUGUUGCUGCUAAGGGCGGACUCCUGCCUGCAGCCCAGAAACCAGAGGCUGUGGUUCAAGCUAUGAAGGUGCUUGAGGUCCAUGAGAACCUGGAAAAGCAAAUUCCUGAGGAUUACGAAGAAGACCUCACAGAAAAAGAGAAGGCCAUUGUCCGAGAGAUGUGUAAUGUCGUAUGGCGCAAGUUGGAAGAUGCCGCCAGCUCCAAGCCAUCCAUCCGGCAGCAUCUAGCGGGAAACCAGCUCAAAGGUCCGCAGUAAACAGAUCAGAGGAAAAGUAUACAAGAACCAGGGAUGGAAACUGUCUACGAAAAUCAGAUCUGUUUCCACUGCCCACAGACUUUGCUAGAUUUUGAUACUGGUGAACUGUAAUUCUCGACUGGACCAAACCACUCAUCAGAUCUCAAUUUUGUAACUAUGAAGGCUUCCAGACUGGCAGUUAGUUUGUCUUCUUUUAUUCUCCAGGUGUUGAUCGUAGGAAUACAAAGUGCCAAAUCAAUGCUUUUAUCCUUCAGUGUUUAUCUUUAGAAUUUCCUGGUCAUGGUCUGGUCCUAUACUCCACGUGCAGCUAUCUAUACUCCAUAGAUAUAUACUCUAAAAUACUGUUUCCAUGCUUUGUUUGUUGCUCUGAGGUCACAAAAAUACCCAGUUCCCACCAGCGUGGUUUCGGAGCUGGAUAGCUGGAAAAUUCGAUCGAUAACCGACAUAGUUUUGUCUAAUAUUAUCGGUGCCGGCAGUGAAACAACUUGCCACCGCUUAUUAGCAAAAUAAUGUUACAUCUUUUUUUUAUUUUGUGAAAAGCAAAAGAUCUAUUUGCUGGCCAGAUUUAAUUAUAAAUGAUAAACAUGUUGCAGGUUGAGUAAAUAAAAUAUUGUGGUGCUCGAGUGACAAAGAGAUCAGGAGGUAGACAGCAAUGUUCAGUUUUUAGCAGACUCUUUUUACACGAUCCCUAAAAGGAUGGCAGUAAAACAGCCUUUAAUAGAGACAAAAGUGGAUAUGACACUUUUGUCUCUUCAAAAGCACUUGAAAUCUGAAACAGAAAAAUAAAUCCAAAAUGGACCAUAUGGACCUUUAUUUUACACUCAUUUCUGCCCAUGUAAUGUUUCCGUUCUGUCCUUUAGUAAAACCAGUGGAAAUACAGGCAGGUUCUCAAAAGGCACCAAGCGAAAACCAGCCCAGCAACAGAACCGGUUCCGUGUUGCUGGAAACAAGGUAAAAGGUUCAGCAAAUCUGUCAGUUUGCUUGAGGGAGAUGUCUAUCAUGAAUGCAGAAAUCACUAAGUAGAAAAACCAUAUAUACAUAUCAAAAGCAUCACUGUCAGUUUUCUAUUUUAUUGGAAGUCCAUGUGUGCAUGCCAGUUUUUGCUAUGCGUUUUGUUUUUAAGAAGCACGCUGUCUGAGCACAAACCUGAGGGUCUGAGGCAAAGGAAUGCUGGGCUAACAUUAUAGCCAGCCAACCAGAGCCCUGCAGAUGUUAAACGGAAUUAGGGUGACACCUAACACUGGGGUAACAAAGAGUUACAGUCUGGAACUUUGGAGGAGGAUAAUGCUUCCAGAAUGAAAUACAGCUCUGAAUAUACGGAAGGGCAACGGCCUCUUCCUACAUGAAGAUCUCCCAUGCAUUUGUUAUAAGCAUAAAGUAAAGCAGUUAUUUUUCCAGAAAUGAAAAUGGUGGUGGGUAUACUGGAAGUCUGCGGGUGUACUGGAAGCAAGGGUUGAGGACAUAAAAGGGACAAGUGUGAUGGAGAUGGAAGAAGAGUUAUGGGAACAAAGGGGACAGGUGUGAUGGAGGUGGAAGGGCCAUGGACACAAAAGGGACAGGUGUGACGGAGGUGGAAGGGCCAUGGACACAAAAGGGACAGGUGUGACGGAGGUGGAAGGGCCAUGGACACAAAAGGGACAGGUGUGAUGGAGGUAGAAGGGCCAUGGACACAAAAGGGACAGGUGUGACGGAGGUGGAAGGGCCAUGGACACAAAAGGGACAGGUGUGAUGGAGGUGGAAGGGCCAUGGACACAAAAGGGACAGGUGUGAUGGAGGUGGAAGGGCCAUGGACACAAAAGGGACAGGUGUGAUGGAGGUGGAAGGGCCAUGGACACAAAAGGGACAGGUGUGAUGGAGGUGGAAGGGCCAUGGACACAAAAGGGACAGGUGUGAUGGAGGUAGAAGGGCCAUGGACACAAAAGGGACAGGUGUGAUGGAGGUGGAAGGGCCAUGGACACAAAAGGGACAGGUGUGAUGGAGGUGGAAGGGCCAUGGACACAAAAGGGACAGGUGUGAUGGAGGUGGAAGGGCCAUGGACACAAAAAGGACAGGUGUGACGGAGGUGGAAGGGCCAUGGACACAAAAGGGACAGGUGUGAUGGAGGUAGAAGGGCCAUGGACACAAAAGGGACAGGUGUGAUGGAGGUGGAAGGGCCAUGGACACAAAAGGGACAGGUGUGACGGAGGUGGAAGGGCCAUGGACACAAGGGACAGGUGUGAUGGAGGUGGAAGGGCCAUGGACACAAAAGGGACAGGUGUGAUGGAGGUAGAAGGGCCAUGGACACAAAAGGGACAGGUGUGACGGAGGUGGAAGGGCCAUGGACACAAGGGACAGGUGUGAUGGAGGUAGAAGGGCCAUGGACACAAAAGGGACAGGUGUGAUGGAGGUGGAAGGGCCAUGGACACAAAAGGGACAGGUGUGACUAAGAUUACGAUGCAGCUCUAGAAUGCAACCUGGAUUCAACAUGCAUUUGUCAUUUAAUGGUACAAUUACUUCACAAAAAAACAGCACGCAAAAUGAGUUUUCAUCUUGCAGCACAAGCACCUCAGUACGACAGAGCAGGCCUGUGAAGUGGGGGGCUAUCUUACCCUGAUGUCAUCUGUUUACGGGCAUUCCUGACAUUCCUGCUGCCCAGCAGGGAUAACCAAAGUGUGUCCUCCUUUAAGCCUUCGAAAACGAUAUAAAAAGUGACCUUUGUUAUACAAAUGAUGAAACAACUACUGGCUUCUUCUAUCAGUCGGUAUGAAUAAGGUCAAUGAAUGUUUGUCUAUAUCCACAAUGUGACACUGAGACUUGUACUUCAUAGUUCCAGUGCAUUCAGUUAUACCACAUGUGGCAGAAAAAGAUGUACUUUCAGGACUUAAAAAGCACUGUCAUGACUGAUUUCUUUAGAGUACUUGGGACUAACAUUAAGGUUUAUUAAAACCUGGCACUGUAUGUAGCUAAAAAAUGGACCGAUAAUUUAGCAUCUUAAAAAAACCAAAAUAUACAAAUGACUAAUUUUUCAUGAUUUGAAAUAAAAACAACAAGUAUUU